AAUUAUAAAAUUGCCCCAAGCAAUAAAUAAAACCAUCAAACAAACCUUCGUCAAAAACAGAAGUAUGCAAAUGCAAAGCUUACGUAUAUUCCGCAGAACCACUCACUUCCUUCAUACUUCCGCCAUGGCUGCACCUUCUCCUUCUCUCUCCUCUCAAAUUAUCUCCCAUUCUCGCCCUUUUCUCUCCUCCUCACAUUCCACAUUCAACCCUAACCCUAACCCUAACCCUAACAUGCGCAAAUUCCUCAAAUUUCUCACUCUUAAUCGCACUUCCAAAAUCUCUCCAAUUCAUUCCAACUCCAAACAAUCUCCCAUUGAAACUCACGACGAACCACCACCACCAACACAACAGCAACAAGAAGAAGAAGUUGAAGGAGGAGAAAACUCUAUUCUCUCUCUCUCCUCGAAACGAUCCUUCGCGGUUGCUACCGGCGAAGUUUUUCUCGGAAUCACUUCUCGACUCAUAAAUUUCCGACGGAAAAAGAAGGUUCCGACGGUUUUAAUGGAUGAAGAUUCGACGGAACUCAGGGAGAAAUUCAACAAUGGAGAGAGAAUUGCGACGGUGAUCGAGGAUUCAUCGGAGCAAGAGGUUAUUUGGGAACAGAGAGUGAAAGAUGUUGAAGCUGAGAAACGAAGGAAGUCGGUAACUAGUCCAGGAUUUAGUUUCUCAGCUGCUGGUCUUUUAUUUCCUUAUCAUCUUGGAGUUGCUCAAUUUCUUAUCGAAAAUGGAUUUAUUAAGGAAACGACACCUUUAGCUGGUUCCUCAGCUGGUGCCAUUGUUUGUGCAGUGAUUGCCUCUGGAAGCAGCAUGCAGGAUGCUCUCCAAGCUACCAAAAUUUUGGCGGAAGAUUGUCGGACAAAGGGAACAGCAUUUCGACUUGGGGCUGUUCUUAGAGACAUUUUACUAAAGGUCCUUCCAGACGAUGCUCAUACCAGGUGCAAUGGACGAGUGCGAGUGGCUGUAACACAAAUAGUAUGGAGACCAAGGGGGCUGCUGGUAGAUCAGUUUGACUCCAAAGAAGAUCUCAUCAAUGCAUUGUUCACCUCUUCUUUUAUUCCAGGCUAUCUUGCUCCAAGACCUGCAACAAUGUUUAGAAACCGGCUUUGCAUAGACGGAGGUUUGACACUAUUUAUGCCACCGACAUCUGCUGCUGAGACAGUUCGUGUUUGUGCGUUCCCUGCUAGUACUUUGCGAUUCAAAGGCAUCGGGAUUAGUCCAGACUGUAACCCGGAGAAUAGGCUUAGUAUUCGACAGCUUUUUAAUUGGGCGCUUGAGCCAGCAGAUGAUCAUGUUCUUGACAAGCUCUUUGAGUUCGGAUACUUGGAUGCCGCUGUUUGGGCAGAGGGAAACCCGGUGAAUUUGAUACUCCAUGAGGAGUAACCCUAGGAGUAGAUGCGAGUUUGGACAUCCCAUAUUUUUCCGAAUGCUGACACUUAAUAGUAUAGAGUUUAUUAAUUAUAGGAGUAUGAUCCUCUAUUUCUUAUGUAUACUACUAGUUAAAGAGAGACAUCACAAAGGUUGUACACAUCAAUAUAUCAGACUUCUAACAUGUAUAUAGUUAUAGAAGAUUACGGUCAAGUUCAUUUGUGGUUUUGGUUUGCUCGCUACUUCUGAAGUAGCAUGAUUGCAAUUUGACCUGUAAUUGUUGUACAUUUACUAUGCUAAGAUAAAUUGUAAUUUUAAUUUCUACCUAUUUAGUUUUCACAUGGUUCGAUUCA
Messenger RNA from Beta vulgaris subsp. vulgaris (sugar beet), 1719 nucleotides. RefSeq lists its product as uncharacterized. Gene Ontology annotation, molecular function: triacylglycerol lipase activity. Gene Ontology annotation, cellular component: cytoplasm; lipid droplet; membrane. Gene Ontology annotation, biological process: lipid homeostasis; triglyceride catabolic process. Bases 65 to 1381 code for a protein of 438 amino acids. The record is from RefSeq and is a predicted model, not a curated record. Lineage: Eukaryota; Viridiplantae; Streptophyta; Magnoliopsida; Caryophyllales; Amaranthaceae. The transcript is spliced from 7 exons.